CACCUACCCGCCGCAAUGGUGGUCCCUGUAGCUGCGGCUCUGCGGCGCUUCACGCCGGUGACGCCGGGCGCCGCUCCGUUGAUGUCUCCGGUCCGGCCCCUGUGCCGCCGCCUCCCGCCGCCCUGGAGCCGCCGGGCAAGGAGCGAUGCCGCUGCCGCCGCCGCACGCUACGACGUGGUGGUGAUUGGUGGUGGCCACGCCGGGACCGAGGCGGCGGCUGCGGCGGCUCGCGGCGGGGCCCGGACGCUGCCGCAUAAGAUUGACACGAUCGGGCAGAUGUCCUGCAACCCCUCCUUCGGGGGCAUCGGGAAGGGGCACCUCAUGAGGGAAGUGGAUGCCCUGGACGGGUUGUGCGCCCGCCUCUGCGACCACUCGGGGGUGCACUACAAGGUGCUGAACCGGCGCAAGGGCCCGGCCGUGUGGGGGCUGCGUGCGCAGGUGGAUCGGAAGCUGUACAAGGAGAACAUGCAGAAAGAAAUCCUUAAUACCCCAUUCCUGACUGUUCGUGAGGGGUCUGUGGAAGAUCUUCUCUUGAAGGAACCAGAGUCAGAACAUCCAGGGAAAUGCCAAGUCAGUGGGGUCCUUCUUGGUGAUGGCAGCAAAGUACAUGCUGGCAGUGUCAUACUGACCACUGGUACCUUUCUGCGGGGGAUGGUCCUCAUUGGAUUGGAGAGGCAUCCAGCUGGGCGAUUAGGGGAUCCGUCAUCCACUGGACUGGCUCAGACUCUGGAGAAACUGGGGUUUGCUGUAGGGAGGCUGAAGACUGGGACCCCACCCCGACUUGCCAAAGAUACCAUUGAUUUCAGCAUUCUGGAGAAGCAAUGGGCUGACAGCCAUCCUGUCCCAUUCAGCUUCCUCAGCGAGACUGUUUGGAUCAAGCCAGAGGAUCAGCUCUUAUGUUACCUGACUUACACUAACCCCAAAGUGGACAAAAUUAUCCGUGAUAAUCUUUACCUGAACAACCAUGUAAAGGAGACAACAAAAGGACCCCGGUACUGUCCCUCACUUGAAUCUAAAGUUCUGCGCUUUCCAAACCGUAUUCAUCAUCUGUGGCUAGAGCCUGAGGGUCUGGAUUCCAAUAUCAUCUACCCCCAAGGAAUGUCAAUGACACUGCCACCUGAGCUCCAGGAGCAGGUGAUUACAUGCAUCCAGGGCUUGGAGAAAGCCAAGAUGGUACAGCCAGGCUAUGGAGUUCAGUAUGACUUUCUAGAUCCUCGUCAGCUCACUGCUUCCCUUGAGUCUCGUCUGGUUCAGCGGCUCUUCUUUGCAGGACAAAUAAAUGGCACCACAGGCUAUGAAGAAGCAGCAGCCCAGGGAGUGAUUGCUGGAAUCAAUGCUUGCCUGCGAGUCUGUGGUAAACCUCCUUUCACUAUCAGCCGCACUGAAGGCUACAUUGGAGUCCUGAUCGAUGACUUCACCACGCUGGGCACCAGUGAGCCAUACCGCAUGUUCACCAGCCGAGUGGAGUUCCGCACAUUCCUGAGACCCGACAAUGCAGACAGCAGACUCACCUCCCGAGGCUUUGAGGAAACUGGCUGUGUCUCCCGGCAACGAUAUGAACGAGCAUCUCAGAUAAAGGCUGCCAUAGAGGAGGGAGUUACAGUGCUAAAGUCUCUUCAACUCCCUCCCUCCAAAUGGUCCAGCUUGAUUCCGGAGAUUGUAAUCAGCAGCAGUCGUACCUCACCUGUCAGGGCCUUGGACAUCCUUCAGUAUCCAGAAGUCAACAUGGAAUUAUUGGCAAGGAUUUUCCCAGAACCCCUUGGAAAGCUUGCUGAAUGGAGAGAAUUGGCAGAAAGACUUAAAAUAGAAGUUGUUUACAACUUGUGUACAUCCAAUCAGCAGCAGGAAAUGGAGGAAGUGCGCCGAGAUGAAGCUCUCCGAUUGCCAGAGGACCUGGAUUAUUUCACCAUUAAUGCAUCACUGUCCCAGGAGAUGCGAGAGAAACUGCACUCAAACCGUCCCCAGACGAUUGGAGCAGUCAGCCGCAUUCCUGGAAUUACACCCGCUGCCAUCCUUAAUCUGCUGAGAUUUGUGAAGACUAAUCAGCAAAGGACAGCAGACAUAAAGCUGCCAUUUAGGACUGGCAGAUCCUUACCAGAGAGAAAUACUGAUAUGCUUGCAAAGAGUGAAUUCCAGAGCUCAAAUCUGAGCAGGGCUUUCUGAGGAGGUGAUGGAAAAUGGCUGUAUUGCAGUGGACAUGUGUGGAGUCUUCAGACCGUACAAGGACAGGGGUUUUUGCAUCUGUAACUAGCCACCUCUGACUGUGUUCUAGUAGGUAUAAAGCCAACAGACCUGUAUGCCUUUUGCAUAGUGAUCAGGAGCUCAAAUAGUUUUCUUUCCAAACUUAGCUAAAAAAACGUAGCUGUGUACUAAGAUUCCAGGUAUGUGGGAGACUGCAUCAGUCUAUUUGAGAACCUGAAAAGUCUUGAGGGAAGGAAAAAGGCAUGAAUAGGGAUUGUCUCUCCACAAUAGAGAGAAGUGCAAGAUGAGUGCUAGAAUGCCAAGAGCCCAGUAACUGUUGAUAACCAACUCGACAGUGCCCAGUGUUGCUGUUGAUUUCAUGUUGUAUUACCCAAGGGUGUUUGUUUCCAGCUAGCCAUGGAAAUACUUGUGCUGUAAUAAUUUCUUAGAAAGUCUUUUCAUGGAAAGAUGGUAAGGGGGACAGAAAACCCAUUGGGCCCCUAGGCAAAUGUGUAACUUUUUAAAAGGCAACUGCAUUAGAAGGGCUGUUUCCAAUAUGAUCGUGAAAAAGAGUUAACUUUCAGGU
This is a messenger RNA of Gavialis gangeticus (Gharial), 2767 nucleotides long. It is a transcript of the gene MTO1, whose product is annotated as mitochondrial tRNA translation optimization 1. The coding region runs from base 16 to 2163 and encodes 715 amino acids. Lineage: Eukaryota; Metazoa; Chordata; Crocodylia; Gavialidae. The record is from RefSeq and is a predicted model, not a curated record. Gene Ontology annotation, cellular component: cytosol. The transcript is spliced from 13 exons. Gene Ontology annotation, biological process: tRNA wobble uridine modification; tRNA methylation. Gene Ontology annotation, molecular function: flavin adenine dinucleotide binding.